This is a messenger RNA of Opisthorchis viverrini, 663 nucleotides long. RefSeq lists its product as hypothetical. Lineage: Eukaryota; Metazoa; Platyhelminthes; Trematoda; Opisthorchiida; Opisthorchiidae. The record is from RefSeq and is a predicted model, not a curated record. The coding region runs from base 1 to 663 and encodes 220 amino acids. The transcript is spliced from 3 exons.
AUGAAUCAUGACAGCACAAGACAAGAUGGACUAUUCGCCAUGGCCUACCUCGUCAUCACAUAUCCCAUGUUUUCAUUACGUUACCUGGAUUCUCUCAUAGCUUCUAUGGUCCCGUCUAAACAGCGUGACUGCAUUCGAGCUAACGAAAUUUUGAGCAAGUCCUGGUGGACGUCGACAAUAUUUUUUCAUUGGUGCAUCGGUCCAGUUGCUACUCUAGUUCACUCCAAGUCUUCGCUGGUCCUAUGUUGGCGGAUCCCGAAGUUUAGCGCCUCUGUACUGCAACUUUGCCUGUCCAACUGUGGUCCCGGAUACGUUGUUGGCAAGAUGAUUCUAUUGGAAAAGGUUAGCGCCAUCAAAAAGGACCUGAUUGUCUUGAAUCAAGUUCGCGCCAAGUUCCAUGUGAAUUCAAAUGAUGCUCUUGGGAUUACAGGGAACUUUCCAAGACGAUCACAGGUAGCCACCAUAAGGACCAUACUGCAACUUUGCCUGUUCAACUGUGGUCCCGGAUACGUUGUUGGCAAGAUGAUUCUAUUGGAAAAGGUUAGCGCCAUCAAAAAGGACCUGAUUGUCUUGAAUCAAGUUCGCGCCAAGUUCCAUGUGAAUUCAAAUGAUGUGAAACUGUACGAACCCCCGUUUCGUUGUCAUUUACAGGGAUUGGACUAA